AUGACGGGUAGCGGUGGUCCCGCCGUUUCGCUACCGGCAACUCCGCGCCACCGCUCUGGAGCAGCCCUCAACGAGCUGAUUUGCUCGCUGGAAAGACAGUGGAACAUCGGUCUUAGGCUUCGUGGUAAUGGAUGGUCACCAAACAAAGCCAUCCCGAGCGAUGCGGCCGACAAGGUCAAUGCGCUUAUCCAAUUCCUCUUCUACAGCGCACCGACGGCGCUCGAAGAGGCGAUUGAACAAUUCAAGGGAGACGCCCCUAGUUUGACGCGUGAGGAGCGCUUGGAAAAGCUUCGUGAGAUUCUGUCCCGUGUUAAAAAGGGUGAAUUGGAGUCGAAGGGCAGGACGCCGAGGAAUGAGCCGCCUAAAGUGCGGGCGACACCCUUUAGUGGAUCACCCACAGACGUUGACACCGACGAUGAGACGGAUCAAAAAUACGAAACACCGCGAUCACCGUCCCGGUCGCCGUCACCAUCACCCUCUCCAUCCACUAGGUUAGGACAGACGCUCUUUCAGGCAAGUAACCAUGCCUCUUUACAUGUCUCUAAGAAACGGCCAUCUGAAAGCUCCAACCAUUCCGAGAACUCGCAGAAAUUGACCAAAACCUCGAAAGGGAAACAGGCUGUCAAAUCCUUCAACACUUCGCCGAUUCCACCACCGCAAUUUGACUUCAAGAAGCCAACACCCGACAUGGCUCGGUCUUUCCAAUCCGUAAAUUCCGUUUCAUCUUCGGUCAACACCUCCUUCAACAACACCACAUUCUCCUCCCAAGAGACAGCAAAUACAACAAACACUUCAUUCACCUCGUACGAUGGCGCCAUCGAGUUACAGGAGAAUAGGUUCUCUAGGCCCCAAUUGAAAAGGACGAGUUCGACUACAAUCGGUUCUCUGGAUGAUGUGGAGCUUGACCAGGCUAUGUUGUAUCCCGGGAGCGAAGUGCGUGAGAAAGAUAUACAGCAAGACCUGAACGAACACUUUACUCAAGGGAGUAGCGGUCAGAACAGAUCUACUUAUGGCUCUGUUGAUGAGACUGGUCUUCUUGAAGCAUCUUUCGAGGUUGAAGAGAAGGAGACCGACCCGCGAGUAAUCCCACAUGACAAGAUGGAAAGUUCCAGACCACCCGCCGUUGUUGACAAUCGCCAUGGGCAAUCCCGUGCAUCAUCGACGCCACGGUUUCGAUCUAACGGAGUUCCAAACGGUCAAGAGAAAUCGCCGGCUGCUGUGCAAUCUCCCUCGAAGAUACCACACGAGAUUCGCGAUCUACCUACCCAAAAUCUCUUCGUGGACGCGCUCCCACCAGGGCUAGAACAUAUCCCAUACCAUAUCUUGUUCAUCUGCGAACGUCUAGCGAUAGACCACUCAAUCUCAAUCUUGGACCUGGUAAGCGGUAUGGAUAUCGCUACUGUAUCUUCCGAUGCAGAGGCGUUUUGGUCUUUCAUUGACGAACAUCGGAAAAUACCGCGUAUGAAGCUGCGGGAGUCAAACCGUCUCUGGCAAGCUGCGAAACGCGACUUUGAUGGGUUCACUUUCAGAGGACACAUCAAUCUCAGCCCCAAACGCACUGGCCCGAUUCUAAACCUUACAUUGUUACCGGUACAAUCGGAUCGAUCAUGCCGACUAGAGCGAAUGUUUGGCUCCGACCGAUUUCUCUACUUAUACACGCCAGUCUUCGACUUCUCCGAAACAAAUCGUUUCACGGGUGAGCGGCUUCAACAAAUUUGCAAUCAAUUUCAAGCGUGGCUACUCACAGAACACCACUUCUUGAACCGCAAGUGGAGAGUCUUCCAUGUUGAAGAUGUGAAGAAGCCCAAGACCGCUCGACCCAAGGACAUGGUCUAUGACAAAAGAAUCGUGCUGUUCGCCACCGAAGGAUGUGGAAUUGAGCAACCCUAUUCAGUGGGCCAAAUGCUCGAUCGAUUCCUACCAUUCCACAUCAACAGACACCAAAGCUUUUGCAAAGCCUUCGCUCGUAUUGAACUGGGGCUUUCUCGAACCACCCCUACGUUGUGCUUUGAGACGUCACAAAUCAUCCACGUGGAUGACGACUUGGCCACAAACGAUCCGGAGGACACUAUGUACAAUGACUCGGACUUAGAGUGGCAGGCGAUUCCGGAUGGCUCGGUCAUGAACGAUGGAUGCUCAGUUAUCUCCGUUGGCGCUGCAUUAGCCAUAUGGCAGCUAUACAAGAAAACAACCGGGAUGAAGGGACCUUUGCCCAGUACAUUCCAGGGACGCAUUGGCGGAGCCAAGGGACUUUGGAUGAUUAGCGCGGAAUCCUACACCAAAGAUCCGGAGCAUCUCAAGCACUGGAUCAAGAUCAACAGGAGUCAGUGGAAGUUUCAUCCACCCGCCGACGAUUUAAUGCAUCAUCAUCGAACGUUUGAGGUCUCCAACUUCAGUUCUCCGCCUUCACAGUCGGAAUUGCAUAUAUUGUAUAUACCCAUUCUGGCCGAUCGAGGCGUGAAGAAAGAAGUUAUUGCUAGUCUCAUGGAAGAGCGACUCGAAAGCGAACGCGAGAAGCUGCUACAUUUACUACCAGAUCCAGUCAAGGUCUACGAAUGGGUUCAUCAGAACGGUACGAAGACUCAGGCUGAACCUGACUGGCAAGCUGCACUGCCGGUAUCCUUAGAGGAAAAGUUGAAGUUCUUGCUCGAGGCGGGCUUCGUACCUACCAAGUUUCCCUACCUUGCCAGAAGUCUCGAACGCUUUAUCCAGACAAAGCAUGUCUUCCAAGAAUCCAAGCUACGUGUGCCUCUCGCAAAGUCCGCGUACUUUUAUGGAAUAGCAGAUCCUUUUGGAGUCUUAGAACCAGGAGAGAUUCAAGUACAGUUCUCUUCCUCAUUUGUCGACGAGGAUACCGAUGAAAAGUACCUCUGCCUUAGGGACAUGGAAGCUCUCGUCACUCGUCAGCCUGCCUGUCGCCGCUCGGAUAUCCAAAAAGUCCGCACGGUCAUACGACCUGAACUGUCGCAUCUGGUCGACGUAGUGGUCUUUCCUUGCAAAGGCCGGUUCCCACUAGCUGGGAAGCUACAAGGCGGCGAUUACGAUGGUGAUAUGUUUUGGAUUUGUUGGGAACCUAAACUUGUGCGCCCUUUUCUGAACGCUCCAGCGCCAAUGACUACACCCAAGCCUGCGAAAUACGGCAUAGAGACACGGACUGAGAAGCUCGAAGAUAUCAUGAACACCAGCGAACCUGAACAAGUGGACAACUUCCUCAGUAAAGCUUUCGAGUUUCGUAACAACUCAUCGCUGCUUGGUCUAGUCACCACUUUCGCAGAGAAACAAGCAUACACCGAAAACCGCAUUCAUUCUCAGAUACUUGAACGACUGUACGAUAUGCAUGACUUGCUAGUCGAUGCGUCUAAACAGGGCUACGUAUUUACGCAGACGAAGUUUGAUAAGUAUGUAGCCAACUUGAAACCAAGACAGCCGCGAUAUAAGGAAGAGAUGAAAAAGUGCGCCAGCAAGGGGGACUCAGCAGGUGUUGAGAAAAUCCGUAAAGCAGAUCGGCGAGUUCGAUCCAACCAUAUAGUCGAUUACCUCUACUUCGACAUCGUAAGAGCACACAACAUCGAGACAAUGAGUCGAGUCAGGUCCGUUCUCUCGGAAGCUAUUGAGCUAGACGACGCGCUUUUGUAUCCAAUCGAUCACCUCGCCAAGAAGGGAUCGGAGACUAUUAAGCAAGAAAUCCUCUCUCUGACAAGAAAGCUGGACGACGUCAAUUGUACUUGGAAUUCCGGCUGGCAUGGUGAUGUGAGCACGACGGAGCGGCUAAACGCUGUUGUAAACAACUGCUACCAGAAGUUCCAGGCUAUACAGCCCGAAUACCCGGACGACACUGAUAUCCGGCCUCUGCUUGAUGACUACCUUACGCCUGGUUCAUGCAUGUGGGACACCAUCAAAGCAUCUGCAUUAUAUGCACAAUUCAAGAGGCCGGAGAAAUCCAGUUUCGUUCUGAAAAUGGCAGGACGAGAGCUUGUGAGUCUCAAGGCCAACAGCUCUGAGAAAUCCAGAGCUAUAGUCUCGUCUAUACGCAUGAACAUGAAGCCAAAACCAAUCAAGGCACAGGUCCAGUACGAAGAGGAAGAGGAAGACGACUUUCAGACCGCGCUCGAGGAGCUCACCUUGUAG
Alternaria conjuncta is the source of this 4128-nucleotide messenger RNA. RefSeq lists its product as uncharacterized. The record is from RefSeq and is a predicted model, not a curated record. Gene Ontology annotation, molecular function: RNA-directed RNA polymerase activity. Gene Ontology annotation, biological process: siRNA processing. Lineage: Eukaryota; Fungi; Ascomycota; Dothideomycetes; Pleosporales; Pleosporaceae. The transcript is spliced from 2 exons. The coding region runs from base 1 to 4128 and encodes 1375 amino acids. Gene Ontology annotation, cellular component: nuclear RNA-directed RNA polymerase complex.